Molecule: messenger RNA, 522 nt
Organism: Strongylus vulgaris
Lineage: Eukaryota; Metazoa; Nematoda; Chromadorea; Rhabditida; Strongylidae
Source: the annotation of a GenBank genome assembly
AUGCAUUUAAUUGAGCUCGAUAUGUUUUCUUAUAGUAAUGGCCUUUCAACUACCACAGUUUCUACCGUACCCGAUGUCCCAGAUCAGAUGACUUCAUACGGCGAUGAGCCAACAUGCCCAAGGAAUGAAGUGUACAACGAGUGCGGCAACCGAUGCGAAGCGACUUGCGAAGACACCAGCGAUGAGCCAAGAAUUUGUCCAGCAAUAUGCGACCCACCUGCAUGCGCUUGUGCAUCAGGAUAUUACCGGAAAAACGGACAAUGCGUUACAAAGCAACAAUGCCAAGCAGGCGGUAGAGCAAGCAGAAUAAGGUCGCGACGAGCAGCAGCUGACUCAAUGACUGGUUACGGAGAUGAACCCAAUGUUCCACUUGACCCUUGUUUCUCAUUCCCAUGCGCAGCUGGACAAAGUUGUGUGCAGGAUGAGAAUGGUGCAAGAUGUGUAUCGCAAGGUGUCGUCGCGCCAGCACGUUUAAAGAAUAGCAACGCAUCACUAUAUAUGAAUAAUUUAAGCGUGCAUUAA